AAUCUAUUGUUCAGAUUUUUUCUUUCAAAUAUCUGUUCAAUUAAUUCAUCAUUUUUUUACAAACGAACUCAAACAUGUCUAGUAUGUCAAUUUUCAAUGGAUUUUGUUUGUUCAGUUUUUUUGUAUAAUAACUUACUUUAUUUGAUUAUUUACAAUAAAAAAUGGUUCUCUCAGCAAAAAGCGUUUAAUUCGUUUCAGUAUUUCAUUAGCAAAUAAAGGAAACAUAGCACUUUCAACCGAAAAAUCGUUCUAGACCAUCGACAUAACCCCCAAAUGUUCAACACUGUUCAAGCCGCUUCGUUUUCCCACUUUCGCUGGGGUUCAGUUUGGCUGCGGAGAGCGCGCGCAGCGGACAUCGCUUUAAGCAACCAUAAUCAAACGAAACCCUUCAUUGUUCGACAUUAGUCACACGCGAAUCCUCAAUAAAAAAAUUAACGCUAUUUGUUUGAUUCAAAGAAAAAACAAAAAUGUGAAUUAAGACCAAAAGAAAAACAGUGAAACAAUCGUGAGGAGUACAUUCUCCUCGGCGACCAGAUGAGCAGUUUCAGCGUUGAGUGGCCCUCGAUUACGCCUCGAAAAUUGCUCCCCACGGUAGUCCAGCGCGCGCGUACAUCGCCUACCACAAGCUCGCCGGCAUGGACGGUCAGACCGUCACGCCACCGGCUGACUGCGAGUGCGGCGUACACCCGUCAGGUUUCUACCUACUCGCGACCUUGCUGCUCACCAGUUGUUCGACAGCGAUGUUAUGCGCUGCCAUCAUGACAGACCACUGGGAGCACGUGGCGUGGGACCGAGCCGCGCUGACCGCGCUAGCUAACACGUCGCACAUACCGCUGCAGUGGCUGUUAGAUGAAAAAGUUGUCAAAGUCGACGACCCGAAUAACAGAAAAGGAAUCGGGACCUUUUUGGUCCCUAUGAACGGAGGUAUCUGGACGAUGUGCGUCUCUUUAGAAGAGGAGGAAGCCACGAUUUUGUCAAGAGUUGGCUUCCCAAAGGAACCGGUCUGCACGAACUAUUUGGCCGAUAGCGACUACGAAGAGCCCCGGGCGGAUUGGCAGCACCGUAUGCAAAAUCUAUCGAUAUCUUGUGCGUUGGUCUGCCUGAUAGUGCUGGGAAGCGCGGCGCUGGUGGGCGCUUUCGGAGUCUGCAAGCAUCAGAUCAGCGCCGUUCUUAUAACCGGAGUUAUGUAUUUAUUGGCCGGUCUCUUUGCAAUGUUUACGUUAAUGAUAAUCCACUUCAAACGCGUCCAGCGGGUCUCGUCCCGGGGUAGUUCUCAUGGAGACGACACGGGAGAUGGAGUAGUCGGUCCCAAGACUACAGUCAUUCCUCUCCUUUCCGCAAGAGAAUUCUCCACGUCGUGGUCCCUCGAACUCGGCUGGGGGGGAGUUGUACUAGCGACUACAACUUCACUACUGUGGAUAUUACUAUCGAAAAUAAUGAGAUACAAUCCCAUAUCGACUAUGCUGUUGUAAUUAGACUGUUCCUCUGUAGUUAUAUCAACUCGUCAAUAUUACACAAAGAAUUGCUUGUCGCUUUGGUCGUCAAUUGUCACAGCCGUUUCCACAUCUGGUAGCGCAAUGAUACUCUUUCUAUAAGAAUGUUCCAAAUUUGGUUUUUUAUUUUUAUUUCGAAGGAACAUUCUUGUCAAAGAUUAAACUCAAUUUUUUAUUAAUUUACGUAUUAAUAUAUAUUUUUUCAAAUAAAUUAAACAACUUCACUAUUGUGGAUAUUACUAUCGAGAAUAAUGAGAUACAAUCCCAUAUCGACUAUGCUGUUGUAAUUUAAUUAGACUGUUACUCUGUAGUUAUAUCAACUCGUCAAUAUUACACAAAGAAUUGCUUGUCACAACCGUUUCAACAUCUGGUAGCGCAAUUAUACGUUACUCUUUCUAUAAGAAUGUUCCAAAUUCCAAUUUUGAUUUUUAUUUUAUUUCGAAGGAACAUUCUUGUCAAAGAUUAAACUCAAUUUUUUUUUUAUUUACGUAUUAAUAAAUAUUUUUUUCAAAUCAAUUUUAAUUACAUCCAAAUUCGUGAACGCGACUUGAAAUAUGAUGUAAACAUCUAAUUAGUCAAUUUUUGUCACCCGAUACUUAUAAAUUUUAAUACAUAUUUAAAUUGCAAUUGGAACAUUCUGGUCAGAUUGUUGUUACCUUACACUCUAAAUCGUCCGCCUUAAAGUUUAGACGAACGCACUCACACAAUCAUAAUUGGUACUAAUAUAAUUAAUUAAAAACAGGCUACUACUCUAUUUCUACGCAAUUAUUUAAACGGUGUUCCAUUACCUAUACUUAACUUCACUGUAAUUUCCAAAGCUGCCAGUCACAGUUUUACUUUAGAAACUUGGAUUUCUAUUUCGUAACGGCAAUGCUUUACGAUUAAAAGGUAUGUAAAUUUCAGCAAGUUCUUUAUCAGCAUUCAAGAAACUCUAAGUUUAUAUCAAGCUAUUUUUGAUGAGAUAGAAAACGAAUGUAUCUUAAAGAAAUAGGAAAAACUGUUAAUAAGCCAAUGAAUCUAAAACUGAUGAGGUAUCCAACAAAAUUAUGGAACUCUUUGAAAUAUUCUUUUAGUAAUUUUUUUUUAGUAAAAAUCCUAUCGAAGUUUUCACGCUUUGAAAUUUGAUGAAGCUUUAUUCAAUCGCAGAGCUUUCCACCGUCCAUCGCCUGUUCUAUAUCUUUACCUACUAUUCUAUUCUAUACAACCAUAUACGAUGUUACUAUUUAAUUAAAAAUAUAUAUAUUUCAAAUUUAAUGAAAAUCAAUCUAGAAGGCAGAAGUUGUUUCAAAAACAUAAUAGGCAUUAAUAUUCGAAUGUUAAAUACUUAAUUAAUAUGUUAAUAAUGAUGCUUAACAAAUUAUCGAUUUUAUUUAGCUGAUCGAUUCGAAUUUCUAGAAUAAUUUGUAAUUUUUUUUAAACCUAUAUAAUUUAAAAAAAAUACAAAAAAUAAGUCUUAAUUAUAGAAAUUAAAAUAGAAGUUUCCAGUUGCCUCAGUCGCAUUAAUCAGGCUUUUAAAACUUGCUAAUCGAAAUAGUUUUGCCUCUUUGGAUCAGGACUAAACUCGCGUCAUCUGCUACUCGAAAUGCUAAAGUUUUGAGAUUUACGUAGUUGUCGAGCUGUUACGUAAAUAAUUUUCAAUUUUCGCUUCAUUUAUUUCAUGGUUCGGGAAUUUGACAAUACUAAAAUCAUGGAGACGUCAAAACGGAGUUGAACAAUACCAAAUCGUUAUAUAUAUAUAAUUUUUGCACAAAACUCAAUUGUAAAUACAACUAGGUAGUGUAAUUGUUGAAUUUAAGGGGCACUUUUGAAGUUUUCUUUUUUAUAUUUAUGCACAAUUUUAUAAUUAAAAUUCUGAGAAUGUUUGUAUAUUUUGAUUGCAGUUCUGCUUUAAAAAAUAUUGUGUAAUUCGCUUUAAGACAUCUUUUAAAGUAUGUGGUGCUGUAACUAAACAAAUAUUUAAGGUAAUUCACUGGAAUGUUGAUGUUAAAUUGUAACGUUAGGCAAAAUAAUGUUAACAAAAUAAUGUAAGCAACGAAUACAUAUAUUUCUCGUUUUAUUAUUGUCUGACAGGAUAAACCAACAGAUGAAAACAAUGAACUCAUUGUCCUGUAUAAGAUAAUAAUCAAAAUGUCUAUACAAAUUUGACAUAGGAAAUAGAAAAGAUUUUUAUUUAAAAAGUAAUGUAGUUUGAAAACAUUAUUUAUAUUAGUGACAAUAUAUAGCAGUAAUAAAGUAUUCGUUUUGACAUUUGUCAGCAUAAUUUGUGCAUUAUUUUUAAUCAUAUGAAUCCAGAAGCUGGCAACAUUUCGUUAUAGUGCUGCAGUUGUAAUAAUUUAGAGAUACAUUUUAUUGGUUGUGCUUUAGCUAGAUAUAUUCCAAUUCAACUAUAAAAUAAUUUUUGAUCUAAAAAUAGCUAUUAGGCAGAUUAUCAAUAUAGACAUUUCUAAAUAAAAGUGUUAGCAACAACAUCGAAGUAUCGAAGUUAACAUUUUCCUAUUACUUUUAAUUAAUUUUUAUAUUAUUAUUUAAGCGUUUUGUAAACGACUCUAACGUCAUUAAUUUAUGAUUGUAAAUACCUAGUAUUUGAAUUCAAGUGAAUGUACAAUUUGUUAACCUUUUAUACUUAAUUGCGGCAUUAAAUCAUAUUAUUUUUCUCUA
Bombyx mori (domestic silkworm) is the source of this 4151-nucleotide messenger RNA. RefSeq lists its product as uncharacterized. The transcript has 7 exons. Bases 636 to 1472 code for a protein of 278 amino acids. Gene Ontology annotation, cellular component: plasma membrane. NCBI's taxonomy places the organism in Eukaryota, Metazoa, Arthropoda, Insecta, Lepidoptera, Bombycidae. The record is from RefSeq and is a predicted model, not a curated record.